UAGAAGAAGAAAGAAAGUGUCAACGAAGAAGAAGCAGAAGAAGUUAACGCGCGAUGUGAGAGGAAGAAUCAUGCAGUGUUUACUUCAGAUUAAUAACAGAAGAGUGACUGAUUAUUAAUUAUUAUUGCAGGACAUUAAUAAGAAAACAACUAAGACAUAAUGCGUGUUUGUGCGUUUCCUCGCGUGACGUUUUAAGACGACACAUUGAGCCGAAGUUUAAAUGUUACACUUACGCAAGCUAGUUCGUCGUGUGUGAAGAAAGUCUCGGAAAAAAUGGAAGAAACUGUGAUGGAGUCGGACUCUGUGGAGAUGUCAGGACCUGAAACGCAUCACGGGGUCGCGGAUGCCUGGGAAACUGUCACUGCAGCUCUGGUGUCUCCUGGUUCCUCGCUGUCCGACCAGAGCCUCCUGGACUCCUUGGCCCUGCUGUGCAGUCAGGGCCUGGGCCGUCUGCUGGGCGGCUGGCUGCUGGAGACUCUGCAGAUGCAUCUCUCAUCCUCUGUGGUCCCCGAGUUCUGGGCCGGACUCAAACAGCCAGAGAACGAGUUGGAGGAGAGAGACAGGGCCUGGGUCCUCCUCACCGCCUUCAGGACUUUGCUGGACCGGCUCAAACCUUUCUUGGACGGUUUAGAGAGACUGGGGACGUGGCAGGACGAGGGCCGCAGCGGCCUGUGCGGCCCGGGGCCCGGGGGCCUCCAGGAGCGGGCCUUCACCACCAUCAGAGCCCUCCUCCUUUUCUCGCCGUCCCCGGUCCUCCAGGAGCGAGUGCUCGAGUUUUACAGCAGGACCUUCUCCGUCUACAUGAACCAGGAGGGCGGCGACGAGGACGGGGCCGAGGCCGCCGACGGCCCGGAGGCCUGCCCCGGGUGCGGGGUCCCGACCCAGCGGUGCUGGUGCCAGCCGGCCCUGGAACAACUGCAGGAGCUCAGCCACAUCCUGUCCAAGCUGCAGCUGCUGCAGUGGGUCAGCUCUGAGGCCGUCACCUCCAUCCUCCACAAGCUCAUCGAGCAGCGGAUGGAGCAGCACUGCCGCGGCGAGUACGAGCGCUCCUUCCUGCUGGAGUUCCAGGAGUGGUUGGAGCUGGUGCUGGGUUGGCUCAGCAAAGUGUUCGCCAGCGAGGCGGACGGAGGCGCCCCGGCGCCGGCGGCCCUCAGCGUCCCCGGCGCUCCCUGCAACUCCAGCGUCCAGCCCGCCAGCUCCAUCCUGAAGCAGUGGAGGUGCCACAUGCAUCAGUUCUUCUGCAGGAUUUACGUCAACAUGAGGAUAGAGGAGCUGUUCAGCAUCAUCAGAGAUUUCCCAGAAUCUAAAGCUGCUAUUGAGGAUCUAAAGUUUUGUCUGGAAAGAACCAACCAGAGGCAGCAGCUCCUCACCUCGCUCAAAUCCGCUUUUGAAAGCCGCCUGCUGCACCCCGGCGUCCACACGUCCGACAUCCUCACGGUUUACAUCUCCGCCAUCAAAGCCCUCAGAGAGCUGGAUCCGUCCAUGGUCAUCCUGCAGGUCGCCUGCCAGCCCAUCCGAAAGUACCUCAGGACCCGGGAGGACACGGUGAGGCAGAUCGUCGCCGGUCUGACCGGGGACGCGGAGGGCUGCACCGACCUGGCCUCGGAGCUGUCCAGAGGAGACCCUGUGACUCUGGAGAUGCAGGACAGCGACGAAGAAGGCAACGACCCCGAGGACUGGACCCCGGACCCGACCGACGCCGUGCCCGAUAAAAUGGGCUCCAAGCGUCGCUCGUCAGACAUCAUCAGCCUCCUGGUCAGCAUCUACGGCAGCAAGGACAUCUUCAUCGACGAGUACAGAGCCGUCCUGGCAGACAGGCUGCUGCACCAGCUCAACUACAACACUGCCAGGGAGAUUCGCAACGUGGAGCUGCUGAAGCUGCGGUUCGGAGAGUCGCACAUGCAUUACUGCGAAGUCAUGCUGAAGGACAUGGCCGACUCCCGCAGGAUCAACAGCAACAUCCGCGAGGAGGAGUCGAGGCUCGGCGAGGAGGAGCAGCCGCCGCUGUCGCUGUCGGCCAUCAUCCUGUCGUCAGAGUUCUGGCCUCCGCUGAAGGAGGAGAAGCUGGAGCUGCCCCCCGUCGUGUGUCAGGCCAUGGAGGCGUACACGCACCGCUACGAAAAGCUCAAGGCCAUGAGGACGUUGAGCUGGAAGCCUCAUCUGGGCUCAGUCACUCUGGACGUGGAGCUGGAGGACCGCACCCUCACCAACCUCACCGUCUCCCCCAUCCACGCCGCCAUCAUCCUGCACUUCCAGGAAAAGAGCUCGUGGACGCUGGAGGAGCUGAGCGUGAAGCUGGGCGCCCCGAAGGAGCUGGUGCACCGGAAGCUGGCGCUGUGGCAGCAGCACGGCGUGCUGAGGGAGGAGGCGGGAGGCCGCUACUACGUGGUGGAGACGGGCUCGUCCAAGGAGAAGCUGGAGAGGGGGGUGAUGCUGAUCGACAGCGACGAGGAGCGGGACUCCAACACCACCACUCAGUCUGAGCAGAGGGAGGAGAAGCUGCAGCUGUUCUGGGCCUACAUCCAGGCCAUGCUCACCAACCUGGACAGCAUGACGCUGGACCGCAUCCACUCCAUGCUGCGGAUGUUCGUCGCCACGGGGCCCGUGGUGACGGAGAUGGACGUCAACGAGCUGGAGGCCUUCCUGCAGAGGAAGGUCAGGGAGCACCAGCUGAUGGUGUCCGCGGGCGUCUACAGGCUGCCCAAAGCCAACUGACGGAGGCGGCGUCGGGGCCGCGUUCGAGUUUCGCCGAGGAGAACGGACGAUUCGGGCGCUCCACGCGAUCACAAGGCUUUCAGUGGGAUUAACUGGGAAAACGUUAACUUCCAGUGAAAACACGUUUGUUUAUAGGUAUUUAAUGCUGUCAGCUGAUGAGGGGCCCUGGAUGUUCCCAUGUCACUUGAAUGGUGCAUGAUUCUGAUACUUUUCAGAGUAAAAGCACUUCCACUCCCCCGUUAAGUGUCGGGACUGAACCGUUAUUAAUGCCGCAACGUUGUCGAGGUUGCCGUUGUUACACGCCCAUGUAUCGAUUACACUUAUAAAAGCUCUGUAGUUUC
Mugil cephalus (flathead mullet) is the source of this 3056-nucleotide messenger RNA. RefSeq names its product anaphase promoting complex subunit 2 (gene anapc2). Gene Ontology annotation, biological process: ubiquitin-dependent protein catabolic process. Gene Ontology annotation, cellular component: anaphase-promoting complex. Gene Ontology annotation, molecular function: ubiquitin protein ligase binding. Bases 274 to 2715 code for a protein of 813 amino acids. The record is from RefSeq and is a predicted model, not a curated record. Lineage: Eukaryota; Metazoa; Chordata; Actinopteri; Mugiliformes; Mugilidae. The transcript has 14 exons.